AUGGAAGAAUUAACGAAUUCCGAUGUUAGAAUUGUAUUAAAUGUAAAAGAAGGCAAAGGCUUUGAGCAAAUUCUAUUACCUACGAUAAUUGUUGCAACCUUGAAUGGACAUUCUUUAGAAACUGAAGUAAUAGAACCAAGUCCAAAUCCUGAAUAUGAUCAUGACUUGGUUUGGGAAGUAGAUAAAAAUAGACUACGCAAGAUGAGAUCAGGCCAAGUGCCAUUAAAAUUAGAAUGUUUUACUGUUAAGAGCAAUGAUAGCAAGGAAAAACUAGGGUAUCUUUUACUUAGUUUAAGGUCUGCCCAAGUUUCUACUAGAAAUAAUAUUAAUAAUGUAAAAGCUAAUUGGCAUAAGUUAUUAGGAUUGAAAAAUGAAUUCAAAAUACAUAAACCUGAGUUACUUCUUACUUUAAGUAUUCAUGAUGUAGAAGUUACAACGUUCAGUGCUCAAUUAGAGUUGAAGAAUUUGGCAGAAUGUCAACAUGCAACUGUUCAAUCUAAUAAAAUAACUCCAAUUUUGCUCCGCGAUGAACGUCUUAUACAAUUAGGCCCAUUAAAUAUUUGUUAUGAAUUAUUUUUAAUGAGUAUCACUGCUAUAUCUGCAACACAUAUUGAUUCAUUACUACCAAUAAAGUAUAAUACGGAUAUGAAAAACGAUUUGCAGUUCUGGUGUAAAAUCUUAGAGAAUGAUGUAUACUUUAAUCAGUCAAAAAAAGAAUAUGGAGAUUAUUGGAUACUCAAUGAAAAAAUUGUAAUAAGGAUCAGAAGUUCGUUAAAAAUUUUCAAAGAAUAUCUACAAUUGAAACCAUUUUUGCUCAUAUAUUUGAAAUACAAAAAUAGUAUAUUAGGCCAAUCAAAAGUAAAUUUGCAACCAUUAAUCCCAACUGAUAACAUUGAAGAAUAUCUUAAAAUCACUGAAAACACUAGUAUUAUUUUAAAUCAACGAUGUUAUCUAUAUAAAACAGAUCUCAUAGAAAAUAAUGAAAUAGAUUGUAGAAAUUCAUACCUUGAUUUACAGCUAAAAUUACAAUAUGUAGGUAAAACAAAUGUAACAAUGAAUCCUUCUAAUGCAAUUAUCAGUGAUUUAAUCACUCUUAACUCUACUAAGGAAUUAAAAACUAACUUUAAAGAAGUAAAUUAUAGUGAAAUAAAUAAUCAUAGAAAUCCUGCUGGAGAUUUUGGAAAUAAACAUACUUUAAAUUGUGAUACUGUUAAAGAUCAAUUUAAUGAUGCUAUUUGCUCACAUUCAGUUGAUACAUGGGUAUAUCAAUCUAAUAUUAAUGAUUACUCUAAAAAUGUAGAUACAUAUCAUUGUUAUUAUUUAAAUAUUCUAUUGAUAGCAAUUAAAGCAAUAUCUUCAAAAUUGACAGUACCAAAUAUGGAAAUACGGUUCCAUCACCCAAAAACUGAGAUUACAUCAACAUUUCAUCCAAAAGUACCACUUUCAUUAGGAGAAAAAGUGAAAUUACAAAAUGUAGGAUGCAAAUUACAAUUUAUAUCAGCAAUAAACGAAAUCAGACAGUUAUUGUUAUCAUUUCCACUAAAAAUUAGCAUAUACAAAGUUGAAGGAAGUACCAAGACUUGUAUAUCAGAAAGUAAAAUUGACACAAAGGAAUUAUUUUGUCAAAAUAAGACUGAAUACCAAUGUGAUAUACCUCUGUAUGAUAUGGAACAAAAUAGUAUUGGUAGUUUAUAUGCUAUAUUAAAUUUAGAAGAUCAUGGGCCAUACUAUAGAAUUAAAAGAAUUACACCUAGUGAAAAUUUGGGUCCACCAAUCUUAGAUGAUAGUUUAGCAUACAAAAUAGUGGAUGAGUUAGAGACUUGGAAAGAACGACAGAUGGAAAUAUUUAAAGUCGAGUUAAAAAAGAAAGAAGAUCGCCAUUUAAAUUUACUAAGCCAAGAAUGGCAAAAGCAUAGAGAAAAUUUAGAAACAAAACUUGCAUGUAGCGUCGAACAGUGUAAAAUGUUAGCAAACAGUUUAAAUAAUGCUACAGAAGAUUUAAGAACACGAAGAUUGAAAAGCCUUGAAAAAGAAACUAGACUAAUUAAAGCAAAUGAAGAUUUACAGUGGAGGUAUGAAACAAAAUUACGGGAACUUAAAGAAUCAUUUCAGACAGUUCAGGAAGAACUUAUGACAAAGAUUAAUACCCUUGAAAAGAGAAAAACAACUUUAGAAACACAAAUUGAAAAAUUAACUACUGAAAAUGAAAAAUUACAAUUGCUUGUAUCACAACAAACUGAAGAAUUGGAAACUUAUCAAAAAGGCUCAUUAACACAAGAUCAAACGGCAAAUUUAUUGCAAGAAUUAAAAACACUUGAAGAAAAAUUGCAAAAUGCACAAGAAAGUAAAUCUUUUUUUAAAGAACAAUGGGCAAAAGCAGUUCGUGAAAUUCAUCACAUAAAAAUGGAACAUCAACAAGCAAUACAAGUUCAAAUUAAAAAUAGUAAAGAAGAAUUGCAAAACUUAGAUCUAGAAGAGAUACUGUGUGCAGAUUCUACUGCUUUGACAAAUGACAAAAUAUUACUAAAUGAAAUUCAAAAAGAAAUUGAUGUAAUUAAGCCAAAAGCAUAUUUUAUUGAGAAAGAUACUUAUUCUCAAGUAUAUACACCAAGUUCUAUGGGUUCUAAAAUCUCGCAAAAUGUUAAUAGAGGUAUAUUAAAGAGACGGAAAAAAAAAUCGGAAGAACAGGAUGAACGAUUACAAGCGCUACUCGAGGAACGUGAUUCCCUCUUAAAAACAGGGAGUUACACAAUUGAUGACACAGUUAUUAUGAAAUUAAAUAAUGAGAUCAGAUCUUUAAUGAUGAAAUGA
This is a messenger RNA of Eufriesea mexicana, 2811 nucleotides long. It is a transcript of the gene rha, whose product is annotated as protein rha. Gene Ontology annotation, cellular component: centrosome. The record is from RefSeq and is a predicted model, not a curated record. NCBI's taxonomy places the organism in Eukaryota, Metazoa, Arthropoda, Insecta, Hymenoptera, Apidae. Gene Ontology annotation, biological process: positive regulation of centriole elongation; interkinetic nuclear migration.